Molecule: messenger RNA, 7442 nt
Organism: Anguilla rostrata (American eel)
Lineage: Eukaryota; Metazoa; Chordata; Actinopteri; Anguilliformes; Anguillidae
Gene: cacna1bb
Product: calcium channel, voltage-dependent, N type, alpha 1B subunit, b
Biological process (GO): chemical synaptic transmission; calcium ion import across plasma membrane
Cellular component (GO): membrane; neuronal cell body; voltage-gated calcium channel complex
Molecular function (GO): high voltage-gated calcium channel activity
Source: RefSeq, a predicted model, not a curated record
ACUUUUCGCUGUGGACAUGGGGAAAUUUCGCAGUGAGCUUUGCUGUCGAAAUGGGCUAGUUCGUACACUGUGUUUGUUUGUCAACUGACAGUUUGCACUGCUUCGAGUGUGGGUAUAUUGGCCACAGAAGGUUUUGCCAGGACGCACAAAACCCAGCCACACAGGGAGUAUAUAAUGUCGGAGAUAUAGGCUACAAGAAGCGAGGCUUGUGGAGAAAGUAAACGAAGAAGGCGCUACGGUGGCGGACAAUGGCGGAGUCGAACUGGCUGCGCGACCGGUGUCGGCUGGUAAUGGCUCGCUUCGCAGACGAUCUGCCUACCCGCUAUGGAGGUCCAGCGGGCGCUGGAAGAGGGGGAGCCCGACAGGGAGGUCCCCCAGGCGGCCAGAGGAUGUACAAGCAGUCGAUGGCCCAGAGGGCCAGGACAAUGGCUUUAUACAAUCCCAUUCCCGUCAAACAGAACAUCUUCACUGUCAACCGGUCCCUUUUUAUCUUUAGCGAAGAUAACAUCAUACGGAAAUAUGUUAAGAGAAUAACCGAAUGGCCUCCUUUUGAAUACAUGAUCCUGGCCACCAUCAUCGCCAACUGCAUCGUCCUGGCCCUGGAGCAGCAUCUACCCGCCAGCGACAAGACCCCGCUCUCCGAACGCUUGGAGGACACAGAGCCAUACUUUAUUGGAAUAUUUUGUUUUGAGGCCGGCAUAAAGAUCAUCGCUCUGGGCUUCGCGUUCCACAAAGGCUCCUACCUCCGUAAUGGCUGGAACGUAAUGGAUUUCGUGGUCGUCCUAACUGGGAUUUUGGCCACGGUGGGGUCAGACUUUGACCUGCGGACUUUGAGGGCCGUGCGCGUGCUCAGACCACUCAAGCUGGUGUCGGGAAUACCCAGUCUGCAGGUGGUGUUGAAGUCCAUAAUGAAGGCCAUGGUUCCUCUGCUCCAGAUUGGCCUCCUGCUUUUCUUCGCCAUCCUCAUGUUUGCCAUCAUCGGUGUAGAGUUCUACAUGGGCAAGUUCCACCAUACCUGCUUCAAACGGGACUCGGGCGAGCUGGCUGCAGACUUCCCCUGUGGUCUGGAGGCGCCGGCGCGCACCUGCUCCAACGACACCGAGUGCCGGGAGUACUGGAUCGGGCCCAACUUCGGCAUCACCAACUUCGACAACAUCCUGUUCGCCGUGCUCACCGUCUUCCAGUGCAUCACCAUGGAGGGCUGGGUGGACAUCCUGUACAACGCUAACGAUGCUUCAGGCAACACCUGGAACUGGCUCUACUUCAUCCCCCUCAUCAUCAUCGGAUCUUUCUUCAUGCUGAACCUGGUCCUGGGGGUCUUAUCAGGGGAGUUUGCGAAGGAGAGGGAGCGGGUGGAGAAGAGGCAGGAGUUCCUGAAGCUACGUCGGCAGCAGCAGAUCGAGAGGGAGCUGACCGGCUACCUGGAGUGGAUCUGCAAGGCAGAGGAGGUCCUGCUGGCCGAGGAGGACAGGAACGCCGAGGACAAGUCCCCGCUGGACGGUGCGUGGUACAAGAGGAAGCAGAACCCCUCAGUCCUGAAAAGAGCCAAGAACAAAAAGGGCAAGAAUGACCUGAUCAACGCGGAGGAGGGGGAGGAGCACUUCACAGACAUCUCCUCCGUGGGGUCGCCCUUCGCCCGCGCCAGCCUGAAGAGCAGCAAGAACGACAGCUCCUCCUACUUCCGGCGCAAGGAGAAGAGGGUGCGCUUCUUCAUCCGCCGCAUGGUGAAGGCGCAGAGCUUCUACUGGUUCGUCCUGUUCCUGGUGGGCCUCAACACCAUGUGCGUGGCCAUGGUGCACUACGACCAGCCCGAGUGGCUCACCCACGCGCUGUACCUGGCUGAGUUUGUCUUCCUGGGCCUCUUCCUGUCAGAGAUGAGUCUCAAGAUGUACGGACUGGGACCCAGGAACUACUUCCACUCCUCCUUCAACUGCUUUGAUUUUGGGGUGAUCGUGGGAAGCAUUUUCGAGGUGGUGUGGGCGGUGGUGAAGCCGGGGGCGUCGUUUGGGAUCAGCGUUCUACGAGCCCUCCGCCUGCUCAGGAUAUUCAAGGUCACAAAGUACUGGAACUCUCUGAGGAACCUGGUCGUCUCUCUGCUCAACUCUAUGAAAUCCAUCAUCAGCUUGCUCUUCCUCCUCUUCCUCUUCAUCGUGGUGUUCGCGCUGCUGGGGAUGCAGCUCUUCGGCGGACAGUUUAACUUUGAAGAUGAGACUCCAACGACAAACUUCAAACUUCCUGCUGCCAUACUCACUGUUUUCCAGAUCCUGACAGGCGAGGACUGGAACGCAGUGAUGUACCAUGGGAUUGAGUCUCAGGGAGGCGUGCAUCGGGGAAUGUUCUCCUCCAUUUACUUCAUCGUGCUCACGCUGUUCGGAAACUACACGCUCCUCAAUGUCUUUCUCGCCAUCGCUGUCGACAACCUGGCUAAUGCACAGGAGCUCACUAAGUUUGUUUUGUUAUUUUUUGUUUGCGUUUGUUUGUGCACGUGCAGUUUCGUAAAGCAAAAUCGAGGUGCUCUAUCUCGCAGCUCUUCCGUCUCCAGCGUUAAUUCACCCAAGGAGCAGCAGAGGUCGGCAAAGCUGAUGUCGGUGUGGGAGCAGCGGACGACGCAGCUGCGCAGGCACCACCUGCGCGCGAGCAGCGAGGCCCUGUACAACGAGCUGGAGCCCGAGGAGCGGCUGCGCGUGUCCUCCGCCAUGCACAUCCGCCCCGACAUGAAGACCCACCUGGACCGCCCCCUGGUGGUGGAGGCGCGCGAUGGCAACGGCAACGGCAACGGCAACAGCGGGAAGGAGGGGGGAGACUGGGGCACCUCGGGGGAGGGGGAGGGGGCCGAUGAAGCCGCGCCUCUCUCCUCCUCGCACCCCCGGAAGCACCACAGGCACCGGGACAGGCCCGCCAACGAAACCGGCGGCAACGGGGAGGCGGGCGAAGGCAGGGAGGGCGGGGGCCACACCCACCACAGCCGAAACAAGGAGCACAACGGGUCGCGGGGCAGGGAUGGGGGCCGGAGGCACCACCACCAGGGUUUGAUGGACGAGGGGGGAGGAGGAGGUGGAGGGGGAGGAGGAGGAGGGGGCGGUGAGAGAGAGCACCGGCGUCACCAUGGCCACCGCCAGCCGAAGGAGGGGAACGGGACGGGCGGGAACGGGGCGAAAGGCGAGCGGAAGGGGCGGCACCGGGAGGGGGUGCGCCCCGCCGGUCGGGACGCGGACGGGCGGGACGGCGAGGGGAACGGCGAGCGGAGGAGGCACAGGCCGCGCGGGGCCCGCGCCCGGUCCACCAUGGACCAGGAGGAGGAGGAGGAGCAGCGUCGGGACGGCGAGGAGAGAGAGGGCGGCAAGGCACACAGGGGAAGGCACGCAGACGUAGAGGGGUGCGGGACUGCCACCAGUCCGCCCCAGCUCCCCGGGGGUCGGGUGUCGGCCUGGGACAAGCAGGAGGACUCGGACAACCAGAAGAACCUCUCGCGGACGUGCCAGGCGGGGCUCGGCACCAACGCCAUCCACAUCCCCGUCACCCUCACCUCCCCACCGGGAGAGACCACCACCAUACCCAUGAACAACAUCGACGUCGACUCGCUCCCGUUGAACGAAGAGAAGAAGAACCUGGAGGACCAGACCAAAAACGGGCGUCGGCAGAUUCUGCCGUACAGCUCCAUGUUCGUGUUCAGCCAGGCCAACCCGGUGCGCCGUCUGUGUCACUAUGUGGUGAACCUGCGCUACUUUGAGAUGUGCAUCCUCUUGGUCAUCACCAUGAGCAGCAUCGCGCUGGCCGCGGAGGACCCGGUGCAAGCCAACGCCCCCCGCAACAACGUGCUCAAGUACCUUGAUUAUGUCUUCACGGGUGUGUUCACCUUUGAGAUGGUGAUUAAGAUGAUUGACCUGGGCCUGCUGCUCCACCCUGGCUCCUACUUCCGUGAUCUCUGGAACAUUCUUGACUUCAUUGUGGUCAGUGGUGCUCUGGUGGCGUUCGCAUUUUCAGGGACCAAAGGAAAGGACAUCAACACCAUUAAAUCCCUCAGGGUGCUGCGUGUGCUGCGGCCGCUCAAGACCAUCAAACGCCUGCCCAAGCUAAAGGCCGUGUUUGACUGCGUGGUGAACUCCCUGAAGAACGUGCUCAACAUCCUCAUCGUCUACAUCCUCUUCAUGUUCAUCUUCGCCGUCAUCGCCGUGCAGCUCUUCAAGGGGAAGUUCUUCUACUGCACCGACGAGUCCAAGGGGCUGCAGAAGGACUGCAGGGGACAGUUUCUGAACUACAACAAAGACGGCGUGACCGCUCAGCCGCGCGAGUGGAAGAAGUACGACUUCCACUACGACAACGUGCUGUGGGCCUUCCUCACCCUCUUCACCGUGUCCACCGGGGAGGGCUGGCCCCUGGUCCUGAAGCACUCCGUAGACGCCACCUACGAGGAUCAGGGCCCCAGCCCCGGGUUCCGCAUGGAGACGUCCAUCUUCUACGUGGUCUACUUCGUGGUCUUCCCCUUCUUCUUCGUCAACAUCUUCGUGGCCUUGAUCAUCAUCACCUUCCAGGAGCAGGGGGACAAAGCCAUGUCCGAGUGCAGCCUGGAGAAGAACGAGAGGGCGUGCAUCGACUUUGCCAUAAACGCCAAGCCUCUGACUCGCUACAUGCCCCAGAACAAGCAGUCCUUCCAGUACAAGAUGUGGAAGGUUGUGGUGUCGCCUCCCUUCGAGUACUCCAUCAUGACCAUGAUUGCCCUCAACACCAUAGUGCUCAUGAUGAAGUUCUACGACGCGCCUGUCGUCUAUGCAAACAUGCUCAAGUACCUGAACAUCGUGUUCACCACUCUCUUCUCUCUGGAGUGCAUCUUCAAGCUCAUCGCCUUCGGACCUCUGAACUACAUGAAAGAAGCCUGGAACAUCUUUGACUUUGUGACCGUGCUGGGCAGCAUAACGGACAUCCUGGUGACGGAGAUUAUCGACAAGCUCAUCAACCUGAGUUUCCUGAGGCUGUUCCGGGCGGCUCGACUCAUCAAGCUGCUGCGGCAGGGCUACACCAUCCGCAUCCUGCUCUGGACCUUCGUCCAGUCCUUCAAGGCCCUGCCGUAUGUCUGCCUCCUGAUCGCCAUGCUCUUCUUCAUCUACGCCAUCAUCGGCAUGCAGGUGUUCGGGAACAUCGAGCUCAACGAAGACACGUCCAUAAAUCACCACAACAACUUCUGCACCUUCUUCCAAGCCCUCAUGCUCCUGUUCAGGAGCGCGACGGGGGAAGCGUGGCACGAGAUCAUGCUGGCGUGCCUGAGCCACCGGACGUGUGACGAGCGCUCCGGCUCCGUGGGGAAGGAGUGCGGCAGCGACUUCGCCUACUUCUACUUCGUCUCCUUCAUCUUCCUCUGCUCCUUUCUGAUGCUGAAUCUGUUUGUCGCUGUCAUCAUGGAUAACUUUGAGUACCUGACCCGGGACUCCUCCAUACUGGGGCCUCACCACCUGGACGAAUUCAUCCGCGUCUGGGCGGAGUACGACCCAGCCGCCUGUGGGCGCAUGAGCUACCUUGAUAUGUACGAGAUGCUUCUCCACCUGACCCCGCCCUUAGGGUUGGGAAAGAAGUGCCCGCCCAGAGUCGCCUACAAGCGGUUGGUCAGGAUGAACAUGCCCAUCGCCGAGGACAACACGGUCCACUUCACCUCCACUCUGAUGGCUCUCAUCCGCACGGCUCUGGACGUCAAGCUGGCUUCAGGGGUUCUGGCUCAGAGGCUGUGUGAUGCGGACCUAAGGAGGGAGCUGGGGAACGUGUGGCCCAACCUGUCCCCCAAAACCGUCGACCUCCUGGUGACGCCUCACAAGCAUAACGAGCUGACGGUGGGGAAGGUGUACGCCGCGCUGAUGAUCUUUGAUUACUACAAGGAGAACCGUGCCAAGAGGCUUCAGCAGCAGUCCGCGGGCGGGCCCCAGGGUAAAAUGGGCGCCCUCUUCAGGCCAAUGCUCCCGUUGACUCACGCACAGGACCAGUCAACGCCUGGCAACGCCAAGCCGCCGCCCACCCAGCCCCACCCCCAACCCGAACCCCAGUCUGUGUCCCAGCCGGAGGACCCACUCACUACAACCUCCCUGACCAAUGGGGAGGCAGUACAAGACCAGGAUGGCACCAUCACAGAAUCUCCUUCCAGGGUCAUGGAGAGGUCUCAGGAAGAACAGCACCCGAGGAGGAAGCGAGUACAGAGGGGUCAGUCAGAGGAGAUGCCUUACACACCCAGAGCCAAGGAAUCCGUGGAGAUGACAGAGAUGGAUCAGGAUAGCGAUGCUGGGAUUCACCCUGCUCUGGAGAGCCAGGGGAGAGCAGCCUCUAUGCCCAGACUGAACGCAGAGUCACAGCCUAUCAUUGACGCCAGCCCCAUGAAGCGCUCGGUGUCGACCCUGUCCCCUGCGCCUCAGCGCCCCCAGGAGGUCGACCUGAGCAGCUACGCGCUGGAGCGUCCGACGCAGGACAGGCCGCACCACCACCACCACCACCACCGCUGCCACCGGCGCAGGGAGCGGGAGAAGAAGCAGAGGUCGCUCGACCAGCCCGCCGACCGGGAGCCGUCCAGCGCAGCAGGCACGCCGGGGGACCCGCCGCCCGAGCUCGGGGCCCACGAUCGCAGCCGCUCCCACGACAGGAGGCACCACUCCUCGUCCGCCGCCAGGAAGCAGCGCUACUACUCCUGCGAUCGCUACGGCAACCGCGAGUCCUACCCCGCCGUGCCCGCCUCCUCCAGCUGCGCCGUGUCGCCCAGCGAGGCCCCGGAGCCCCUGCCCUACAAGCCCAGUGGUUCUGCCAAAGGGAGCCCAGUGACGCUCACCUCCGGGUCCAGCACCCCGUCCCGAGGGCGCCGGCAGCUCCCCCAGACCCCCCUCACGCCCCGCCCCGGCGUGGUGUACAGGACCGCCAACUCCUCCCCCGUGCCGCCGGGCCCCGGGGGCCGGGGGGCCGGCAGGCUGAGCCGGGGGCUGUCGGAGCACGACGCCCUGCUGUGGGGCGAGCCCUUCUCCCCCGUGCCCGUCACCCGAAUCGGCUCCGACCCCAACCUGGGCCAGCAGCCCCCGCGGGACCGGGACCGGGACCGGGGCCGGGCCCCCGCCCAGGACACGGACCUCUUCCAGGACGCCCUGAGCUCCCACGGCGGACGCUCCGCCCCCCGGACCGCCGCCCCCCAGGCCAUGGCCACGCCCAUGGCCACGCCCCCGCAGGCCACGCCCCCGCAGGGCCGCGGCGUACCCAACGGGUAUCACUUCGCCAUGGGGCUGAGCGGGGGCCCCGGGUCCAGCAGCACGGGGCCCCCCUGCCCCAGAGAGGCUGGGGACGAUGAGUGGUGCUAGCCUGGAUACAACACACACUCACACACUCACACACUCACACACACACACACACACACAUACACUCAUACACACACACACACACACAUUCACACACUCACACACUCACACACUCACACACACACACAC